Messenger RNA from Sus scrofa (pig), 2488 nucleotides. RefSeq names its product transmembrane protein 41A (gene TMEM41A). The record is from RefSeq and is a predicted model, not a curated record. NCBI's taxonomy places the organism in Eukaryota, Metazoa, Chordata, Mammalia, Artiodactyla, Suidae.
AACGCGCUCCGCGUGCGCAGUACGCGAGCAGUUAGGUCCCCGGUGCUGCUUCCGCGCUCGUCUGCGGCCCCCGCGGGUCGGGGUGAGGGCGCCGAUAUGCGUCCCCUGCUCGGUCUCCUCCUGGUCUUCGCCGGCUGCACCUUUGCCUUGUACUUGCUGUCGACCCGACUGCCCCGCGGGGAGACACUAGGCUCAGCCGAAGGGGCUGGAGACAGGUCACUAUGGUUCCCCUCAGAUGUGGCUGAGCUGCGGGAACUCUCUGAGGUCCUUCGAGAGUACCGGAAGGAGCACCAGGCCUACGUAUUCCUACUCUUCUGCAGUGCCUACCUCUACAAACAGGGCUUUGCCAUCCCUGGCUCCAGCUUCCUGAACGUGUUAGCUGGCGCUUUGUUUGGGCCAUGGCUGGGGCUUUUGCUGUGCUGUGUGCUGGCUUCGGUGGGUGCCACAUGCUGCUACCUGCUCUCCAGUGUUUUUGGCAAACAGCUGGUGGUCUCCUACUUUCCUGACAAGGUGGCCCUGCUGCAGAGGAAGGUGGAGGAGAACAGAAACAGCUUGUUUUUUUUCUUACUGUUUUUGAGGCUUUUUCCCAUGACGCCAAACUGGUUCUUGAACCUCUCGGCCCCGAUUCUGAAUAUCCCCAUCGUGCAGUUCUUCUUCUCAGUUCUCAUCGGUUUGAUUCCAUAUAAUUUCAUCUGUGUGCAGACGGGCUCCAUCCUGUCAACCCUUACCUCUCUGGAUGCUAUUUUCUCCUGGGAAACUGCCUUUAAGCUACUGGCCAUUGCCCUGGUGGCCUUAGUUCCUGGAACCCUCAUUAAAAAGUUUAGCCAGAAAAACUUAUAUUUGAAUGAAACAAGCAACACUCAUCACGUAAAUAGUAGAAAGCAUACGUGAUCUGGAUCCUUUGGUUGCCAAGUCCCUGGACUCUUGUUUAUUUGUAUAAUGGGUGUGGUCCUCCUGAAGCCCCUCAUUUUUAAAUUAUUCUCAACAGAUAAUUUGGACUCUGUUCUUCUGUGUGCUCUGUCUUGUCAUGCAGGACACUCUGCUCUAGAAGGUGAAUUACACCAAGUUCUCAAACCAGCCCUGAUUUAGCAGGACUCUCGUAAAACGGAUGGCCUCCUAGCAAAUCCUGUUGAUAUAUUAUUGAAUAACAGGGAUUCACGGUAGUCGUGUUCACCUCUUGCCAAGCCCUGAGCUGCCUCGGAAGAGGAUGCUGAUUGCCUUUGUCCAGGGUGCCUCUUUUGCACAGUGAUGGCUGUCGUGACAGGUGUUUUCCUUAGAAGCCCUUCUUGGACAUGAUUAGUGCAGAUAAUGACACGUGAACCCACAUCAUGACACCACUCUGUCUUGUUAGUCUUCUGAAGAAUUUUUUUUUUUCCGAUUGACCUACCUCUUCCAUAAAUCAAGGGAAACAAGCCGAUGAACUGCACAGACCUUCCAUGUGCAGCUCAAAAGCACAGUGAUUGCUGGGAUGCUAUUUAUGUUCAGAUGCACUGAUGUCACCACGUGUCAGAUCCUCUUUUGGUUGCAUAUCUUGACAAUUAAUCCGACUGCAGAUGAACUAUUAAAUAUGAAUGGAGUGAACUCUCUAUGUUGUGGAUAUGUUCUGGACAAAUUCUUAACCCAUCUGGAUGGCUGAACCAAAUGAUCGCCAGUACAUUUUCUAGUCUGUCCUUUCUGUAUAGAAAUCCCUCCUCCCUCCUCCUGCUGGGAGAAUGGAUGCAGUACACUCAGAUAUCAGCCAGUAUACCUUCUGAAUGCCUUUUUUUUUUCUUUUUCAUUUUUAUCAUUUCCUGAGCAUCACUGAGGAAUAACUAUUUUAUUUUUUAAUUCAAAGGUGAAAGCUUGGUUUUGGUUAACUUUGUGGUGUUGUAUUUUAAUUAUUUGUAGCUGUCAUUGCUUCCUAUUGCUAUGUUAUUGAAUUGGCCCAGACCUGGGUUAAUGCUUCCAAGGACAGAAGGGCCUUGGCACCUAAACUGACCACCUCUGGGACCCCGUACCCUGUAGGAGUAGCUCAUCACUUCUUAGCAGAGCUGUUGCCCUUAGGCACCAUCUGCUGGGUUUUUGAUUUGACUUGGCCAAGAAUCUUGCCGAGCCUUUAAUGUAGACCAGUUGUUGUACGUGAAUUCUUGGUAAUACUUGAGUAUGAAGAAUGAAUUUUCCAAGCAGUGUUUUUUGGACAUGGUAUAAUCCAAAAACAAAACAAAACAAAACAAAAAACAAAACAAACCAACAACCCAAUAAGGACUUCAUUUUUAAGGAUGUGUUGCUUAAAAAGAAGCUUGAUAAUGAGGCCAGCUGGACUUGGAAAUCCUGGCUCUUGUAUUCAGAAGUAGGAGGUGGGAAGGGGAGAAACAAGGAAGCUCUCUGCACUUUGCCCUCUUAUUAAGAUCCUUGGAUUUGUCUCUCUAUCUCCUCCCCCAGGAUUUUGCAACAAUGUGCCUUAUCUGUUGUGAGUUUACAGCUUCCCAAAUAAAUGUAUAUAAAUGUU